AUGGGUCCUGUGUUCUUCCUUCCGCAGACUGCAACAACCUCCUACUGGGCGCUCGCGAUGCCGGACAUUGCGCUGGUCACUUUGGGGCCCGACCUGUCGUUUGCCGCUGCCUCGAUCUUCAUCACCUCGAGUGUCCCGAAGUCAUUCCAAGGCUCGGCAGGCAGUGUGUUGGUGAUCAUCCAGAACCUGGCUGCGGCCGUCAUGACUGCAAUCGGGGACUCGAUUGGCGAGCGAGUCAGCUCAUCUCCUGGCUACCAGCUCGAUCUCGCAGCUCUGCGCAGCAUUUGGUGGUUCAGCCUGGGGUGCUCGGAACUCUCAUUUGCGCGGCUUUUGUGCGGAUCCCUCGCAGCGAGGAGAAAGACCAUGUGCAGUAAACUCGUUCAGAUAUCCAGACAAUCCAAGGCAUACGUGGCCAAGAUCGAAGCUCUAGUCAUUUCAUGGUUGGGUUGA
This is a messenger RNA of Penicillium alfredii, 450 nucleotides long. RefSeq names its product MFS general substrate transporter. Bases 1 to 450 code for a protein of 149 amino acids. Lineage: Eukaryota; Fungi; Ascomycota; Eurotiomycetes; Eurotiales; Aspergillaceae. The transcript has a single exon. Gene Ontology annotation, cellular component: membrane. The record is from RefSeq and is a predicted model, not a curated record.